AUGGAGGCCGCGAACAACUCCACAGCCUGGACACAUCUGGAGAACUUCUCCAUCGGAACCGCCGAACCCGAGGAGGAGGAGGAGGAGGUGAAGCUGAGCUACCAGGUGCUCACAUCCUUCGUGCUGGCCGCGCUCAUCCUGUGCGCAAUCUUUGGGAACGCGUGCGUAGUCGCAGCCAUCGCCUUGGAGCGAUCCCUGCAGAACGUGGCCAACUACCUGAUCGGCUCCCUGGCCGUCACCGACCUGAUGGUGUCGGUGCUGGUGCUGCCCAUGGCGGCGCUGUACCAGGUGUUGAACCGCUGGACCCUCGGGAAAGUACCGUGCAACAUCUUCAUCUCUCUGGACAUGUUGUGCUGCACCUCGUCCAUCCUGCACCUGUGCGCCAUCGCCCUGGACCGGUACUGGGCCAUCACGGAGCCCAUCGAGUACAUGAAGAAGCGGACGCCGAGGAGAGCCGCGGUCCUCAUCAGCGUCACCUGGAUCGUCGGCUUCUCCAUCUCUGUGCCGCCGAUGCUGAUCAUGAGCGCCCAGCCCAACACCACUCCGGGGCCGGACAGGGCGAGCACCAAGCACUGCGAGAUCCGGCAGGACCCCUGGUACACGAUAUACUCCACGUUCGGGGCUUUUUACAUCCCUCUGACCCUGAUGCUGGUGUUAUACGGGCGGAUAUUCAAAGCGGCCAGGUUUCGGAUCAGGAAGACGGUGCGUAAAACCGAGAAAAAGAAAGUGUCCGACUCCUGCCUAGCGCUGUCCCCGGCGCUCUUCCACAAAAAGACUCCGGGCGACGCGCAGGGCAAAAGCUGGAAGAGGAGCGUGGAGCCGCGGCCGCUGCCGAGCGUCAACGGCGCCGUGAGGCACGCGGAGGACGGGGAGUCCCUGGAGAUCAUCGAGGUGCACAGCAACUCCAAGAGCAACCUGCCGCUGCCCGACACCCCGAGCACCGCGCCGCUGUUCGAGAGCAGGCACGAGAAGGCCACCGAGGCCAAGCGCAAGAUCGCCAUGGCACGGGAGCGCAAGACGGUGAAGACCCUGGGCAUCAUCAUGGGCACCUUCAUCCUCUGCUGGCUGCCCUUCUUCAUCGUGGCCCUGGUGAAGCCCUUCUGCCCGGACGCGUGCUACAUGCCCCGCUGGCUGGAGGAUGUCAUCAACUGGCUGGGCUACUCCAACUCGCUGCUCAACCCCAUCAUUUACGCGUACUUCAACAAAGACUUCCAGAGCGCGUUCAAGAAAAUCAUCAAGUGUCAUUUCUGCAGACCGUGA
Pleuronectes platessa (European plaice) is the source of this 1260-nucleotide messenger RNA. RefSeq names its product 5-hydroxytryptamine (serotonin) receptor 1A b (gene htr1ab). Bases 1 to 1260 code for a protein of 419 amino acids. Gene Ontology annotation, biological process: adenylate cyclase-activating adrenergic receptor signaling pathway; regulation of hormone secretion; regulation of vasoconstriction. Gene Ontology annotation, cellular component: plasma membrane. NCBI's taxonomy places the organism in Eukaryota, Metazoa, Chordata, Actinopteri, Pleuronectiformes, Pleuronectidae. The transcript has a single exon. Gene Ontology annotation, molecular function: G protein-coupled serotonin receptor activity. The record is from RefSeq and is a predicted model, not a curated record.